This is a messenger RNA of Calypte anna (Anna's hummingbird), 713 nucleotides long. RefSeq names its product RAP2B, member of RAS oncogene family (gene RAP2B). NCBI's taxonomy places the organism in Eukaryota, Metazoa, Chordata, Aves, Apodiformes, Trochilidae. Gene Ontology annotation, cellular component: plasma membrane. Gene Ontology annotation, molecular function: GTPase activity; GDP binding; GTP binding. The record is from RefSeq and is a predicted model, not a curated record. The transcript has a single exon. Bases 45 to 596 code for a protein of 183 amino acids. Gene Ontology annotation, biological process: negative regulation of cell migration; Rap protein signal transduction.
GGCAGCCCCGAGCGGGAGGCGAGGGAGGCGGCGCGCCGGGAGCCAUGCGGGAGUACAAGGUGGUGGUGCUGGGCUCGGGCGGCGUGGGCAAGUCCGCCCUCACCGUCCAGUUCGUGACGGGCUCGUUCAUCGAGAAGUAUGACCCCACCAUCGAGGACUUCUACCGCAAGGAGAUCGAGGUGGACUCCUCGCCGUCGGUGCUGGAGAUCCUGGACACGGCGGGCACCGAGCAGUUCGCCUCCAUGCGGGACCUCUACAUCAAGAACGGGCAGGGCUUCAUCCUGGUCUACAGCCUGGUGAACCAGCAGAGCUUCCAGGACAUCAAGCCUAUGCGGGACCAGAUCAUCCGGGUGAAGAGGUACGAGAGGGUGCCCAUGAUCCUGGUGGGCAACAAGGUGGACCUGGAGGGCGAGCGGGAGGUCUCCUUCGGGGAGGGCAAAGCCCUGGCCGAGGAGUGGAGCUGCCCCUUCAUGGAGACCUCGGCCAAAAACAAAGCCUCGGUGGACGAGCUCUUCGCGGAGAUCGUCAGGCAGAUGAACUACGCCUCGCAGCCCAACGGGGACGAGCAGUGCUGCUCCUCCUGCGCCAUCCUCUGAGGGCGGCGGCGGGGCCGGGGCCGGGGAUGGCUGAGGGGCACGGCGGGAGCGGCGGGAGCCGCCGGAAACGAGACACUCGUACAGCAACACACACAGAGACAGACAGACAGAUCGGGG